Molecule: messenger RNA, 1134 nt
Organism: Durio zibethinus
Lineage: Eukaryota; Viridiplantae; Streptophyta; Magnoliopsida; Malvales; Malvaceae
Product: F-box protein CPR1-like
Molecular function (GO): protein binding
Source: RefSeq, a predicted model, not a curated record
AUGUCAAACCAUAGAAUUCCCCUGGAUGUAUUGUGCGGCAUAUUGAGUGAGCUUCCCGUCAAGGCUCUUCUCCGCUUCAAGAGCGUGUCAAAGGAAUGGUUUUCCAUGAUCAAUGAUCCCUAUUUCAUCAAACUCCAUCUCAGGCAAUCCAUGGAAACCAACAGAAAUAAUCUCAACAUCAUACUUAAAGAAAGAGCAUCCGGUAAACUCUUCUCCGUAGGCUUCGAUUCUAUCAAUCUCGACAACCCCAGAGAGCUGAAUCACCCGUUGAAGCGUCGACGAGGUGGAGUACUUGAUGAGGAAUAUUAUGAUUAUACUCAAGCUUUGGGUUCAUGCAACGGAUUGCUUUGCUUAAUCAACGACAAUCAAACAUAUAGGACAAUCGUGUUGUGGAACAUCUCGACUGGAGAUUACAAAGUUUUACCAGAUCAGUCGAUGGAACCACCACAAGCAUGGAGCCAAGUUCAGCAAGUGACCUUCUACGGAUUCGGGUAUGACUCGAUCAAUGACGAUUACAAGCUGGUAAUGAUUGUGCAGGGAAUUGACUACUCUGAGAGGUCUCCGCUUGUAACUGAAGUAAGAGUUUAUAGCCUGAAAACAAAUACAUGGAGAAGGGGUGAAGAAAUCCCUUACUACUUUCGUAACCUUUGGGGAAAGGGCGGGACGUUUGUUAAUGGAGCUUUACAUUGGCUUGGAAUUGAAGGACGAAAAUGGGAAUUGCCCAGUAUGGUCAUUGCCUUCGAUGUUGGAACCGAGAAACAUCGCCCAAUUAAGUUGAUCGACAACAUUGAACACAAUACAUAUAGCGUGUUUCUGGGAGCAUUACGAGGUUGUCUUUGUAUGAUCGCAACUUGUUUCGACGAUAAAGUGAACGUAUGGCUGAUGAAUGAUUAUGGGGUGAAAGAGUCUUGGACAAUGGUGUAUAGCUUCCAAGGAUUUUCGACUCCUCAUUUAUUCCCUCUUGCUUAUACCAAAAACGAUGGCAAACUUGUAUUGGAAAAGGAGGGCAUGACCCUUUCAUGGUAUGACGUAAAAAGGAAGGAGUUCAAAGACAUCAAAGCCCCUCAGUUGGAGAAUAUUAAAAUCUUUCCCCCUGAGAUUUGUAUGGAAAGUCUGGUUAAACUGGUUGAUUAA